Molecule: messenger RNA, 360 nt
Organism: Necator americanus (New World hookworm)
Lineage: Eukaryota; Metazoa; Nematoda; Chromadorea; Rhabditida; Ancylostomatidae
Exons: 4
Coding region: 1-360 (119 amino acids)
Source: RefSeq, a predicted model, not a curated record
AUGAGAAUCUUUGUCGUCGCGACAAUUCUGGCUCUAUCCUUCAUCUCCGUUGCCAACACAAGUGGUCGCGCACUUCGAAACAAUUUGCGGCCAUAUGUUCUACGAAGUAAAUUGCAGCCCCAACUGUCAAGGAAUGGAUUGUCGCGAAGUGGAUUAGAAAACCCAAAAAUUCAGAUUUCUGGCAAGCGGCUAAAAUAUGGUGUUGACAUCGUAAAAAAAGAGGUUCUUCCGUCCGAAGUACGCGAUGCUCCCAUUUCGGUAAGGAAAUGUGCAGCACCUGGUCCCGAUAGAAUAAGACCAGAACACCUGAAGAACCUUCCGCUUGUACUCAUCAAUACCCUGGCGGGAAGAUCCACGUGA